AUGUUGUCUUCUCCGGCUCCAUCGUUGUUUUCUUCGGCUCCGGCGGUGACCCUGAUGUUGACUCAGGUAGAGUCGAACACCAAUCGUCGACUCAACACAUCCACAAAACCACCAACUCUUCCCAAAACACGAAAACGCACCAACCCAUCUCCGCCACCGGAUGUGGAUUUAAUGGGGCUAUGCAAAAAUGGGUCGGUUAAAGAAACGAUUGAGUUAAUGUCUCAAGGUGUGCCCGUAGGAUCCGAUGUUUUUGAGCUUGUUUUGGAUUCGUGUGACGAUCUUGAAUUGGGGAAGAAGGUUCAACAGCUUCUUAUUCGAUCUCCCUACUACGCAUGUGCCAGUAUUAAUUCAAUUCAAGAAUGCUUCAAACACUUCAAAUCAAUAAAGAACGACUACAAUCUAGAUCCAGAAAUUGAUCAUUAUUUAGGGGUUAUUGAUGUUUUGGGGAAAUCUGGGCAUCUAAACGAAGCUUUUGAGUUCAUCGAAAACAUUCCUUUUGAACCUACAUGUGAAAUAUGGGAAUCACUGAUGAAUUCUGCUCAAAUCCAUGGUGAUAUCGAGCUCGAAGAUCGAGCCAUGACAUUUCUUCAACCAUCAAUCACAUUACACAAACUUCCUUUACUUAAUCAAUCUGUAAGUAAUAUGCUUAAAGGGAAGAAGAACAAAGUCUAUGAAUACCGAAAUCUAGAGCAAUAA
Messenger RNA from Lactuca virosa, 696 nucleotides. NCBI's taxonomy places the organism in Eukaryota, Viridiplantae, Streptophyta, Magnoliopsida, Asterales, Asteraceae. The record is from the annotation of a GenBank genome assembly.